Molecule: messenger RNA, 711 nt
Organism: Rhizopus microsporus ATCC 52813
Lineage: Eukaryota; Fungi; Mucoromycota; Mucoromycetes; Mucorales; Rhizopodaceae
Product: ribosomal protein L1
Exons: 5
Coding region: 1-711 (236 amino acids)
Biological process (GO): translation
Cellular component (GO): large ribosomal subunit
Molecular function (GO): structural constituent of ribosome; RNA binding
Source: RefSeq, a predicted model, not a curated record
AUGUUCACUCGACCACUUGCCUGUCGCCUUCAUUCUCUUCGCACCUACGCCACUAAACGAAAAGUUAUUAAAGAAAACAAAGAUGCCAUCGAACUUCAAGAAGCCUUCCGCAUCCUAAAGGCUCUGGAAGUCGGUAACCCUAACCACCAGAUCGAAGCUCACGUUCAAUGUAAAAUCGAAAAAUCAACACCUCUUAUUCGUGGAUCACUUGUGCUUCCCAAGAGUAUCAAGCAAGAACCAACUGUGCUUGUGUUUGCGACGGGAAAGAAGGCUGAGGAAGCCAAAGCAGCCGGCGCUCAAAUUGUUGGUGGUGAGGAACUGAUUGAACAAAUCAAGGCCGGUGAACUCAAGUUUGAUAAAUGUAUUGCUACACCUCAAAUGUUUCCUGCUGUGACAAAGAUUGCUAAAAUUCUCGGCCCAAAGAAUCUUAUGCCAACCGUCAAGAAAGGAACUGUCACAGACGAUGUAGCUAAUGUUGUACGCAUGUCAAAGAGUUUGUUUGAUUUCAAAGCAGAUAAACACGGCGUUUUGCAUACAGGAAUCGGCAAAGUGCAUUUCCAAUCAAAUGAUCUUGAAGCCAACUUAAAAGCUAUUCUGGAAGAAUUAAGAACAUUUGGAAAAGCCAACAACUUAAAAGCUAUUAUUCAAAACGUUGUUGUAUCUUCCACACGUGGACCUGGUAUUGCUGUUGUUGGUGGAUCAAGUCUUUAA